Messenger RNA from Calypte anna (Anna's hummingbird), 1041 nucleotides. RefSeq names its product uroplakin 3B like 2 (gene UPK3BL2). The record is from RefSeq and is a predicted model, not a curated record. NCBI's taxonomy places the organism in Eukaryota, Metazoa, Chordata, Aves, Apodiformes, Trochilidae. The coding region runs from base 40 to 864 and encodes 274 amino acids. The transcript has 6 exons.
GUCGUGCCACGGGCCGUGGUGGCGCAGGAAUGUGGGCGGAUGGUGGCCGCAGGUAGGUCCCAUGGGGACACCCAGCCCGGCUGCCCUCAUUCCCGCCUUCGGCAUUCCAGCUCCCUCACAAUGGUCCCGCUGCUCCUUCUGCUCCUGGCGACAGCCCACGGGUUCCCAGAAACGGUCUCCUAUACCCCGGAACUGGCCAAGAAGUUCUUGGAGGGCCAGACCACCACCACCACUUUUGUCCUGGAGCAGCCCCGAUGUGCCUUCAAGUUUCAGGAAAACGACAUCAACAUCAGGAUCUGGCUGGUGGUGGCUGCCCCCGAGGCCGUAUCCAACUUCAACAACAGCCUGGAGCCGGGAAGCCCCGAAAGAGCCUUCCAGAAUUUCCUUAACGGAACCAAUGCCUACAUGACCCUCGGCACCACCACAGAUCACUACCCCUGCCCCAAGAAUCCUCAGGACAUCACGGUGCUGCGUGUGGGCAGUGAUACCUCCUGUGCUCAUGAUAAGGACGUGCCCACCUGCAAUGGUCCCCUGCCUGGCCCCGGGCCGUACAGGGUGAAGUUCCUUGCCUUCAAUGGCUCUGAGCCAGUGAAAGAGACACAGUGGUCAGAGCUCAUCACCCUAAAGAAAGCCACCCCGUUCGGAGACAUCCCCGCUAGUGACGGCAAGCACAGCGCCGGCAUGAUCGCCCUCACCACCAUCCUCUCCAUCCUUUUUGCCAUCCUGCUGGCUGGCCUGGUGGCCAUGAUGAUCUCUGGAGGCUUGGAUUCCUGCGGCAGCAGCUCCUUCACCAAGCCGGAUAUGGUGACGGUGCAGAGGUACAACACCCACCACGUCUACGACCAACCCGCCGCCCGGCUCUGAGCCCCCGCAGCCUUCCCGUCACCCACCCCAGCACCGCACACCCCCCACCCGCCUGUUCCCACCACCCCACGCACCCCCGGGCACACUCACCACUUCACCACCGUGGGGCGUGGCCAGAGCUGCCCCGUGGACCAGGACCCCACAGAGCGGUGAUGGGGUGCGAGAUAAAACCUUCUC